Messenger RNA from Aspergillus udagawae, 354 nucleotides. RefSeq lists its product as uncharacterized. The transcript is spliced from 2 exons. The record is from RefSeq and is a predicted model, not a curated record. NCBI's taxonomy places the organism in Eukaryota, Fungi, Ascomycota, Eurotiomycetes, Eurotiales, Aspergillaceae. The coding region runs from base 1 to 354 and encodes 117 amino acids.
AUGAGUCGACCAAAAGCUUCUGAAGAGGCAGCACCUGCCUACCAUGAACUAUUUGACACGGAAUCUAUCAAUCAACCGACAGCGACAUCCUCCAAGACGCAUCAAUACGCUGCUGUCCCCCAUAAUGACCUGGACGAAAAUGCAAACACCGCCUGCCGUCACGAUGUGGAGUCUCACCCUCAAGAGUCCUCACUUCCUCUUGCGCAUGUAGACCCUACAAAGCCACACUUCCACUGCGAGACGUGCGACCGCCAGCUCGAGUGCCGAGAGAGAAGGGGGAUGGUUGCACUGGUGUUUAUUGCGGCCUUUUUGACAUUGCUGGGGAUUGUGAUCGCUGCGCGAUUGGGAAAAUAA